UCAUACCCUGUCCUAGAGACUGGACACGGUAGGGCUACAUCACAUAUUGUAGAUGAACGCAUGGAUGCACGAUGUGCCUAGGAGUCGGGGCCUGAGCUUCUGGAGGUCCUUGCUCUGCCGCCCACACUUAUCUUUGAAAUUCGGACGCUCAGGUCGUCUCUACGGACUUCCUCGGUGAUACCCGCUCGUCCAUCUUCGAUGCUAAGGCCGGCAUUGCGCUCAAUGAUAAUUUCGUGAAGCUCAUUUCAUGGUAAGGGGGAAAGGGCUGGAGACUCCAUAGGAGGAGAACUAAGGGGUGGUCGGAAGGGACCCCCUUGAACCUCCUGAUCCCUCCUCCACAGGUACGACAACGAAUAUGGCUACAGUCACCGGGUGGUCGACCUCCUCCGCCACAUGUUUAGCCGAGACAAGUGAAGCGGGAAGGUCCUUUCUUUCCCUCCCAGGGGCCAGGGCCGGAACCUGUGCCUCCCGUUCCAGGAUCUGGCUCUCUGGCUCUCCGGGGGAGGAAGGGCACCCGGGGUGGGCGCCCCACGCCGCUGAGGCCAUGGUGAAAUAAAGAACAGUGCUCACAGUUGUGUCCCACAUCUCUGCCGCCAGUCACGGCGGGUUCUGAUUCGGGUUUAAGGCCCGCCCCACACUUAUUCGAUCGCCUGCGCCCACGGGUGAGGGGUCGCGCUCGACUCCAAGCCGGGUUCCACUUCGGGAGACUGGGACGGCGGUGGCAGCAGGGGAAACCCCGCGUGGCCGAAAGUCGCUCCCCACAGCGCUGGGCCAGAAGCCCUUUGAACCCGGGCCGGCCACGGGCGCUCUGACGUCACUGGGCGCGACGCCCCGCGCCGGGACUACGGCUCCCAGAAGGCCGCGCGCGGGUCGCGGCCAGUCAGGUGGGCUCCAGGCCCUGGCCGCGGCGGAAGCAACGGCGGAGCCGGAGACCCGCUCCGGGAGACGCCGCCUCGCUAUCCCCGCGCGGGCGGGACCGGGCGGCUGGCGUCAUGACCCUGUUUCACUUCGGGAACUGCUUCGCUCUCGCCUACUUCCCUUACUUCAUCACCUACAAGUGCAGCGGCCUGUCAGAGUACAACGCCUUCUGGAAAUGCGUCCAGGCUGGAGUCACCUACCUCUUUGUGCAGCUCUGCAAGAUGCUGUUCUUGGCCACCUUCUUUCCCACCUGGGAAGGCGGCAUCUAUGACUUCAUUGGGGAGUUCAUGAAGGCCAGCGUGGAUGUGGCCGACCUGAUAGGCCUAAACCUUGUCAUGUCCCGGAAUGCCGGCAAGGGGGAGUACAAGAUCAUGGUUGCUGCCCUAGGCUGGGCCACCGCCGAGCUUAUUAUGUCCCGCUGCAUUCCCUUAUGGGUCGGAGCCCGGGGCAUUGAGUUUGACUGGAAGUACAUCCAGAUGAGCAUAGACUCCAACAUCAGUCUGGUCCAUUACAUCGUCGCGUCUGCCCAGGUCUGGAUGAUAACACGCUAUGAUCUGUACCACACCUUCCGGCCGGCUGUCCUCCUGCUGAUGUUCCUUAGUGUCUACAAGGCCUUUGUUAUGGAGACCUUUGUCCACCUCUGCUCGCUGGGCAGCUGGACAGCCCUGCUGGCCCGGGCAGUAGUAACGGGGCUGCUGGCCCUCAGCACCUUGGCCCUCUAUGUCGCCGUUGUCAACGUGCACUCCUAGGCUUGGUGUCUCAGACAUUAGCAUACCUUUUCCCUGCCUUGCUCCAGGUUUUAGUGAAGUAAACAGUAUUUGGAAAGCUG
Messenger RNA from Cebus imitator (Panamanian white-faced capuchin), 1747 nucleotides. It is a transcript of the gene TMEM147, whose product is annotated as transmembrane protein 147. The transcript has 7 exons. Lineage: Eukaryota; Metazoa; Chordata; Mammalia; Primates; Cebidae. The record is from RefSeq and is a predicted model, not a curated record. The coding region runs from base 993 to 1667 and encodes 224 amino acids.